This is a messenger RNA of Acanthochromis polyacanthus (spiny chromis), 2887 nucleotides long. Its product is annotated as T-complex protein 11-like protein 1. NCBI's taxonomy places the organism in Eukaryota, Metazoa, Chordata, Actinopteri, Pomacentridae. Gene Ontology annotation, cellular component: acrosomal vesicle; sperm flagellum. The transcript has 10 exons. Bases 1118 to 2575 code for a protein of 485 amino acids. Gene Ontology annotation, biological process: regulation of sperm capacitation. The record is from RefSeq and is a predicted model, not a curated record.
AACGAACAAGAGCUUUGUAAGCUUUCAGGAUUGUGGUGCAGAUUACGCUGUAUAUUUUUUAUGGCCACUGUUCACUAUUUGAAAUUGCUAUAAUCUCCACCACUGUGCCUUCUUUAAGGUUUGUAGGGAAAUAAAAAUCCCAAACCUAAAGAUAAGUUUAUAAAAGUAUACAAGAAAAAACUACAGCAGAUUUGAGAAUCAGUGUUUGACAUUAUUAUUGACAUAUGGCUGACCAAUAAAGGAAAUCCAGACUGAAUGUGGAAAGGGGAAUAUAAAUUCAAACAAAACUACAGAAAUGUAACAAUUUUAAAAAUGACAAAGUUGAAAUUUUUCAAUGUACAAAGUUAUCAACGUACAAACCAGAAUACAUCUGUUCCACAAUAGUUUCUGAAAGGGUAGAUCUUUAUAAAGCAAUUUUGUUAUCCAACAUCACAGGCAAUUAUUUAAAGUAAAAAAAAAAAAAACACAAUGUAAGAGAUUAACUAGUUCAACUAACAAUUAUGAGCAGUGACUCCCAGUAAACAACAGUGUGACAUUGAAAAAUGCGCUUCAGUUCAGUAUAUCCGGAAUAUCGGUGCCAUCUCGAAGUCUCUGCUUUUUAGGAAGCGAGACAUUUCCAGCUGCCACGUAUAAUUCUGUUUUACACAAUGGAUUUUGUAUAGAAACGCACUGGCUACUUUCCUUUUUUUUUUCUUUUUAACAAUGAAAACAAGGAACAGGUGGAGUGAGUUUUGUUUCUAACGACAAGCGGAGAGCUGCAGAAAGUCACAGUAGGUACACGCCCAUUGUUUUGAUUUGAGAACGGGCCUAACCAAACUAAUCACCGCCCCUUUCUUUACUUAAUUUUAAAAAAUGAAUAAAAUUUCACCAUUUAUUGCAUUUAUAGGUACAUUUCGUGUCAUAACACAGCUGGAUAUUGAAGUUUGUAAUCGUGUUCACAUGUUAAAGUUUGUAGUUUUUAAAGCCCCCCCCCCAUAUCUCAGUAGGAAUGGUUUAGCCCAGGUUUGAACUUUUGAAGGUGGUUUUUAAACGGCAGAAACAAACCGACGACUUAAAUGUUUCGUCUGUUGUAGUCAAAACAAAGUAAUUUCAAUACCAGCACAAAACUGUUGCUGAAAUGUCAAAUCAGAGAGAGGAGGCCGCUGAUGACUCCCUCACUGACCUUCCCUGUCUGGAAAAACUCAACUCUCCUACAGGGAGCCCACCCACUGCCUCAUUAUCCAGUCUGAUGGAGCUGGAAAAUUGUGUUUCCAACCUGAGCCUUGCACAUGAGAUACUAGUGAACCGAGACUUCUGCUUCAAACCCAGGAGCCCUCCCACAGGCAGCCUGGAAGGCAGAGUGACAGAGGUCGUUCACCGGGCGUUUUGGGACAGUCUUCAGGAGCAGCUGAGCAGUGAUCCUCCAAACUACAGUCAUGCUACCAUACUGCUGCAGGAGGUCAAAACUAUGCUUCAAUCCCUGCUCAUGCCCGGUCAUGUCCAACUACGGUCUCAGCUGGAUGAGGUGCUGGACAUGGAGCUGAUCCAGCAGGAGGUCGAUCACGGAGCUCUGGACCUCCACAGGCUGGCAGGAUUCAUCAUCAACACCAUGGCGUCUUUAUGUGCUCCUGUGCGUGACCCAGAGGUCCGAGCACUGCGGGACCUUAAGGAACCUGUGGAGCUCCUGAGGGAGAUCUUCCAGGUCCUGGGGCUCAUGAAGACCGACAUGGUUAACUUCACUAUCCAAAGUCUGAGGCCUCAUCUCAUGCAGCAGGCUGUGCAGUACGAGAGAGCCAAAUUCCAGCAGAUCCUGGAGAACCAGCCAGCUUCUCUGGACAAUACUGCCGCUUGGCUUCAGGCAGCAGUGUCAGAAGAGGCGUCGGCAUUCACAGUUCAGUCUGAUUCCUCCGGUCCUGACAGCCGAGGUCCUCUCAGUGCCACCGCUGUCCUCAACCGGGCCUACAUGCAUCUGCUCCACUGGGACCCACAGGACCAGAAAUAUCCCGAGACUGUGCUGAUGGACCAAGCCCGCCUGGACGCUCUGGGCCAGCGGCUCCAGAUGCUGGUUCUGGAGGCGUCCGUGCUGCUCCUGACCAACGCUCAGUGUGGGGGCGUCGUUUUCACCCUGCAGGGGUUUGUAGGUAAACUCAGGCAGUCCGUCACUGCUCUGCUGGAGGGCAGUCACACCAGUGAAGCUGACCUGAAAGAGGCCCUGUCAGGUGUUGGGGAGACGGUAGUGCAGCAGGUGACCGAAGCUCUGAGCGCCCAGGGAGCAGCAGCACUGCCUCAGGAGAACCAGGACCUGCUGAAGGGACAAAUAUCCGACCUGUGGAAGCACAACAACUCUGUUCGCACGCUUACAGGAGAAAGAGUACAGGGCUUCCUUCGGGCCAUGCUGCAGGGCGGCCCCGCUAAAAGGAGUCCAGAGCUGUCUGCUCCCCUCAGGCUGGUGAGUGCUGAGCUAGCUGAGCUGGGGACGGCCUUUGGGCGAAUCGUCCAUUUCAACCGAACAGUCUUUGGUCCCUUCUAUGCACCCAUCCUCAGGAAACUGCUGUUCCCACCAGGAGAGGCUGAGGCUGAGGAGGACUCACGCUGAGGGGGAUCUAGACAGCCAAUGGUCACCUGAACAUCAGCUGCAAUUUUAUUUUAAAUGGGUAGCUUUAAAAUGUAAAUACAGUGGAUUAAAAUGUUUAAGGGAAACUUAGAAAUUGACGUUUACAGUCUCCAAAAAAAGGAUUUUUUUUUAGAAGUUAGGACAAAAAAUCCAAAUCAAAGCAUUAGGCAUGAAUAAUUAUUAAAGUGCAUUCUAACUGCAAACACGUGUAUGCAAAACAUUGAAAGUAGCCAUGUGGAAAAAACAAAUAAUAGUUUCCACCUUUAAUGAGAAAAUCCAAUAUCAGUCCCAUUU